GGGAAAAAAAAAAAAAGGGAAAGGCAACAACCAAAAAGGAAAGAGAAUUACAGAAGCUUAAGAAGAAUCAAGAACCUUGUUGAAAACAGGCUCUUGCUUUCUUUAAUUAUAACUGUUGUUGUAUUGGUGGCCUUUCUUUUCCAAACUUUUCUCAUCUUCCUAGUAGAUUCCGGGACACAGAGAAGAAUAGUUAAAGCUGUAAAGCAGGAGCCCUUUUCUCUUUUCUCUGUUGGAAGUUUUUUUGAUCAUCAUCAUGGACGUUUCUAUGAAGAGAAGAACUCUUCUUAAGGUCAUUGUUCUAGGGGACAGUGGGGUGGGAAAGACUUCUUUGAUGAAUCAAUAUGUUUACAACAAGUUCAAUCAACAGUACAAAGCUACAAUUGGCGCUGACUUUGUCACCAAAGAAUUACAGAUCGAUGACAAAUUGGUCACUUUGCAAAUAUGGGAUACAGCAGGGCAGGAAAGGUUCCAGAGUCUAGGUUCUGCAUUUUAUAGAGGAGCAGAUUGUUGUGUUCUCGUGUACGAUGUAAAUGUACUCAGGUCAUUUGAAACACUAAACAAUUGGCGAGAAGAGUUUCUGAAACAGGCAGAUCCAUCUGACCCUGAGACAUUUCCUUUCAUAGUAAUUGGAAACAAGAUUGACAUAGAUGGUGGAAAUAGCCGAGUGGUUUCUGAGAAGAAAGCUAGGGAUUGGUGUGCCUCCAGGGGAGAUAUACCUUAUUUUGAGACUUCAGCAAAAGAGGAUUACAAUGUUAACGAAGCAUUUUUAUGUGUUGCAAAAACUGCACUAGCCAGUGAACAUGAACGUGACAUUUAUUUCCAGGGUAUUUCAGAAACUGCUUCAGAAGUUGAACAGAGAGGAGGCUGUGCUUGCUGAAGAUGGCCAAUGAUUGCAUACACUUACUAUUCACCUUAUCCUGUUUCAUUGAUUCUUUGAAUUUUUUCUUUUGUGAUUAUUCUUUAGAGGUUUGGAAUUAGGGAGAGGUGUUAUGUUGAUCUCAUGUAUAUUAGAACUCAUUCUUUGGUUGGUAAGAAGUAUAUUUUACUGCUUCCAAAGAAGCAGUCAAUCGUCUAUGAGCUACCACCAGAGAAUGCAAGAGGAAAUAAACAUUAACUUUGUAUUUGUUUGCAGAAUAUGAAGUACAGUACUAAUUCUUUGUGCAUGUCUUCCCAGAACAUAAUU
This is a messenger RNA of Theobroma umbraticum, 1183 nucleotides long. RefSeq names its product RAB GTPase homolog 7A (gene RAB7A). Lineage: Eukaryota; Viridiplantae; Streptophyta; Magnoliopsida; Malvales; Malvaceae. Gene Ontology annotation, cellular component: vacuolar membrane. Gene Ontology annotation, molecular function: GTPase activity; GTP binding. The record is from RefSeq and is a predicted model, not a curated record.